This is a messenger RNA of Fusarium falciforme, 1884 nucleotides long. RefSeq lists its product as hypothetical. The transcript is spliced from 2 exons. Lineage: Eukaryota; Fungi; Ascomycota; Sordariomycetes; Hypocreales; Nectriaceae. The coding region runs from base 1 to 1884 and encodes 627 amino acids. The record is from RefSeq and is a predicted model, not a curated record.
AUGGACUGGAGUCACCUUGCGCCGAGUGCCGCCCAGAAUGGGUCUCUCAAGGACUCUCUCAAGGACCCUCUCGACACCUCCCAUGGUUUUCAGAGCAGACCAUCAACGCCUGCCAUGGGCCCCGUCGUUCCAGGUGCUGAGCCCGGUCGAAAGCCGCGGAAGCUGGUGCUCUGCUUCGAUGGAACUGGAAACAAGUUCCACGGCGACGACAGCGACAGCAAUAUCCUCAAGAUCUUUCGAAUGCUGGACCGGACUGCGAAUGAUCAGUACCACUACUACCAACCGGGUAUUGGCACAUAUGUCGUCUCCCGCUCACUCACUCACACCGGCCUCCGCGCUCGAAUAAGCUCUUGGUAUCAAAAAGCCAAGGACUCAGCCAUUGGUUCUUCUUUCGACCAACACGUUGUGGGCGGAUACCGCUUCCUCAUGCGAUUCUAUAACCCCGGUGAUGAGAUCUACAUGUUUGGCUUCAGUCGAGGGGCGUACAUCGCACGGUUCCUGGCUGAGAUGCUAGACUAUAUCGGCCUCUUGUCUCAUGGCAACGAAGAGAUGGUCAAGUUUGCCUGGAAAGCGUUUGCCCAAUGGCAAGGGCGAGAACAAACCACGAGUGACGACAAAGAGGCUGAGGAGGCGCGAAAGAAGCGGGACGAGAUGUUUCGAUUCAUGAAAGGAUUCCGCGAGACCUUCUCGAGACCUGUCGGUCGCAUCCGAUUCCUUGGACUAUUCGAUACGGUCAAUUCGGUUCCCCGAUUCGAGACGGCUUGGAUGCAACGCAGCAAGUUUCCCUACACUGCACGAAGUAGCGCCAAAGUGAUCCGCCACGCGGUCAGCAUUGAUGAGCGGCGAGCCAAGUUUCGUCAGGAUCUGAUGUAUCAAGAUCUUCCAAACAAGAAACAUGACAAGCACCAUCAUUUGGGUCAGGUAAUCGACGAUUUGCGCGAGGGCGUGCAUGGACACGAUGACCGAGGAAGACGUGAUAGCCAGAUUGCGGAAGAGAGGAAGCGAAGGGGGUCUACUUAUGCCCCCUAUCGCGCUCGUUCCAAGUCUUGUCAGAGGGGGCGCUCAAAGCAGCGUUGCGAUGCAGACACAAUGUCCAACCUUUCUGGGUUGCCACUAUCCGAGAUGAACUACGCCGAUGAGGACGAAUCGGGCCAGGAUAUCGACGAGGUGUGGUUCUCUGGAGGGCAUGCUGAUGUGGGUGGAGGUUGGGAGAUGCUGGAAAACACCAAGAGCACCAGCCAUAUACCACUUGCUUGGAUGGUGAGAGAAGCUCAAAGGGCUGGACUUCCCUUCGACGCGGAAAAGGUUUCCGAGAUGGGAUGCUGUGCUGCCCAUGAAUGGAAUGAAGAGAAGGAGGACCGUGGACGACUGACUUCGAUCCCCGAUCUUCGAGUUUCCAGUACCAACGGAGGACCAAGUCGUACACCAACUAUGCCCACCGAUGAGAAGACGGAGAAGGACUCGCAAGGUUGUUUCCACGACAUUAUGCACGGCGCUUGCAGUGCUCGGAUACAUGAUUCACUUGAAUACGGUCAAGGCCUCGGUGCCAUGGCUGUCACAGCAUGGAAGAUCAUGGAGUUUCUCCCAUUCCGAAGGAUGGAUCUUCAGUCUGAUGGAUCAUGGAGGCCGAUUCGAUGGCCACUUCCAUGUGGUGAAGUGCGAGACAUUCCGGACGGGGUACGCAUCCAUGGAAGUGUCCUUCGUCGAAUGAAGAUGGACGAGAACUAUCGUCCAGGAAAUCUGAUCAUUGGAGGCGGUGGUCGAGGCGUUAGAAAGGCCUCAGCUGAGCAUGGCAUGGGAGACUGGGUGUGUGUCGCUGACGAGGGAGAUCCGGUGGGAGAGAUUUGGGUGAGGAAGAAGAAGGACGACAGACUGCACGAUUAA